AGUUCCAUUUCCGUCAAUCAAGAGGAACCUGAUUAUUCCGUCCUACGCAAACAGCCAUUCGUGGAAAGAAAGGGCCAGCCCUGCCUUGUUCUGCCUACAUUUUGUACUGGCCUUAUUUUUUUCCUCCCUUCUUAAGCAAUGCAGAAUGAGUGAUCAAAAGGAGGAAAGUAUGGCCACCCUAACUGAAGGAGGGAAACCUGGUGAAUAUUUGCAACUCAAAACAUCAGGCUCACAGGACACCCAGCCGUCUCCUCUCGCCCUCCUCGCAGCCACUUGCAGCAAGAUCGGUUCUCCGGGCUCGGCUGAUGGUGCGGCUGGCUCCAACGCCCUGCAAAGCGGACAGCUACUGAUCGACCAGAGCCCAGGAGCGGUGCAGCAGCAGCAGCUGGAGGUUGUGACCGCCCAGCUCAGUGGGAACGGGUGGCAGAUCAUCGCCGCCGGCCCCGCGACGACGAAAGAGAGCGUUGCACAACACCAAGGGACGUCUGCCAGCAGUAGCUGCAGCAACACAACCCCCGCGUCCCCUACCACCAGCAACGGGAACGUUGCAAGUGUUCAAGAUGGCACGGGUUCGCCCGUCAAAGCCCGACCAAUCGUGUCAGCAGCGGGACAGUACAACGUGGUGCCAGUGCAGUCGCUACCAAAUCCUACCAUGGUGGUCAACGCAGCAGCCACUGCUGGCGGCUCUUCCAACAGCGUGCAGUACCAAGUCAUUCCGCAGUUGCAGACAGUGGACGGGCAGCAGAUCCAGAUCAGCUCGGCCAAUCUGCAGCAGGAUCUGCACGGGCAGAUCCAGAUCCUGACCGCCGGCCACGGUCAGGCGGCCCUCAUCGGCCCGCUGACCAGGACGACAUCUGCGAGCACGACCACGCCGAACGCCGCCGCGCCUUCUCAGUCGCCCGCCAGCGUCCCUAUCCAGAUUCGACCCGGCCUCUCCAUCCCGCUGCAGCUGCAAGGCGUUAACAUUUCCGGGGCUCAGACCCAGAUGGUCGCCACUUUGCCAAUCAACAUAGGAGCCGGUGUGACCCUGGCCGUGCCUAUAAACAGCCUGUCGGCGGCCACUGGAGGUGGAUCCAUCCAGUUCGUCCAGCCUCCAGACGGCGGGGUCUCGAAUGGGAAUCAAAUGGUUUCCACGCCCAUUUCCACCACCUCUUUGAGCAGCAUGCCCGAAUCUCCUUCGUCGUCUCCUCCUCCUCCUCACUCCUCCUCCUCAAUAUCGACCAGUGUUACCACCGCCUCUCCAUCAUUGUCUUGUGUGACUUCGCUGGCAAAUUCCAACGAGACAGUCCAGGCUCUGUUCCGCACUGGCUCGGAGAACACAGAAGAUGAACCAUCCUCGGCCGUGGCCGGCUCUGAGGGCGAAGGUGCAAACCUCUCUCAGCCCAAUGGGUUGCAGGAUUUGCCGGAACACGGUCAGCUUCAAGUGCAGUUGGCCUCUGGACAGCAGGUACCACUUCAGCAACAGCAGUCGUCUCAGAUUCAGCAGCAGAUCAUUCAGACAAUCCCACACCAUGCUCUUCAGACCAUCCAAAGUGCUGCAGUCCCAGGUCAAACUCUUCAAAAUGUCCAGCAACAGGCCUUGCAAAAUGCUCAGCUAUCAACAAUGCAGAAUCCAACUCAGGUGAUCAUCAGGGCACCAAGUUUGACACCAUCUGGGCAAAUAAAUUGGCAGACCAUUCAAGUGCAAAACAUCCAGAACCUUUCAAGUGUACAGAUUCAAAAUGCUCAGCAACUGACCGUGACUCCUGUGUCUUCAAGUAGUUCAGGUGGAACUGCUGUUGCCCAGAUUACCCCUGUAACUGUUACCGGCAACACCAUUAAUUUAAGUGCUGCCCAACUUGCGUCUGUCCCUAACCUCCAGACAGUGAACAUCGGGAGUUUGAGUUCGGGUGGAGUGCAGGUGCAAGGAAUACCGGUGGCAAUCACCAAUCUGGCAGGUCAACAGCAGACCCAGGAUGGUGGAGAUACAAAAUGGCAUCUAAAAGUACAGCCUACAGCUGUAACUCCAGUCACAGUGGCAGUCGGUGGUCUUUCCAGUGCUGCAUUGGGCACUGUUAGCCCUAACAACCUCGCUCAAGUACAGCUCCAGUCAUCUAGUGAGCAAGAUGUUCAACCCGGAAAAAGAUUGAGAAGAGUUGCCUGUUCAUGUCCUAACUGCAGAGAUGGUGAAGGGAGGUCCUCUACUGAGCCAGGGAAGAAGAAACAGCACAUCUGCCACAUGGAAGGCUGUGGAAAAGUUUAUGGUAAAACAUCCCAUCUACGGGCACACCUUCGCUGGCACACCGGUGAAAGACCAUUUGUGUGUAAUUGGCUCUUCUGUGGAAAGCGUUUUACACGAAGCGAUGAAUUACAGAGGCAUAGAAGGACUCACACAGGUGAAAAGAAGUUUUCCUGCCCAGAGUGUUCAAAGCGGUUUAUGCGCAGUGAUCAUCUUUCAAAACAUGUCAAAACCCAUCAGAACAAGAAAGGUGCUACUGUUGUUCAAACUGUUGGGAAUAUCUCGCCGGACAUGGAGCCAUCUGUGGCAGAGGUUCUUGUCUCUCCCAGAAUAGUCGCCAUUACCACUACUUCCCAGGAUUCCAGUCCAGCAAUGUCAGCUGUGGGAAAUAGCAUAGAUGAAUAUUGAUAAUAUAACGUGCAGCGGUCCAGGCUCCAUACUUAUCAGUUUAUUUCAAAUUAGAACCCAUUUUAAAAACUUACAAAGUUCUUUAUCGAUAUUAAAACGCAACUUUUAAUUUGACGUUGGUUACUUGUAAUGAAGGUUUAAAUUUGUCAUUUUAACUGGACAAAGGAGUCACAUGCAAAGUAGCUGUUCAGAUCAUUGACUAUUCAGAUUUAAAAGACGUGCAGCAGCUUACCAAUGUUUUCCUAAAAUGCUACAAGAAUUUAUUCUUCUUGUAAACUUGUUUGGUAUGAUUCAAAUAUAAAACUUUCCUGUGGCACUAUUUUUUAAAAAGAGUUUAAUUGUUUGAUCUUAAUCUGCGGACUUAUUAAUUUAUAGAGAACUUUUUUUUUACAAAACUUCUUUGUAAUUUUUGCUUUCCAUCGACAUCUUGGGAAAGUGGUAUCUGAUGGUAAUCAUGUUGAUUAUUCCAAGAUAUUACUGUUUUUUUUUCCAUAACAUUGUUUUCUGAUCUCUGUGUGGAUGACAAUUGAAAUUUAGAAUAUGACAUCAUACUGUUUUUUUCUUUAACAAGUCCCCAAUAUUUUUUAAAUGCUUUUUGAAAAAAGCAUGUCCAAAGACAUAGAUAAGCUGCUGCAAUGAUGUAGAGUCAUUUAUCAAUGCUAUUGAUUCAACCUUACUGGAAGAAGGUUGAUUUUAUUCCAGGUUUUAUUUGUACAUGGGAUAUAUCAUUGAUACUUAAUUGUGAUCAUUUUCUUCCAAAUCUGCAGCUUUGUUUAGUUAUUGGAAUAACUUUCUAAGAUCUAAAGUGUUGGAGGAUAUUCAUCAAGAAGAAAUUUUAGAUUGAAAAUGGCAGAUGCAACUCCUGUCUGUCUGAAGACAAAAUUUUGCUCUUAUAUUUCUUGUCAAACAUUUGCUUUACAAAUUUUGCAAUUAAAGUUGUGCAUGUAAUUUUUUGUAUUCCUGUUAAGAUUCUUUUUCAUUUAACUAUAAUGUUUAAGGAGAAACUCGUUGAUUUGUUAAAAUACUUUCAUGGACCAGGUAAUAUUACUAACCUUGCAAAAGGGGUUUAAACAUUCAACUUCCAUUCAUGUAUUCAGCCUUUUUUAUAUUUGCUUCUGUCUCACUGCAUUUUUUUUGUUUUGGUGCUUGGUUCUGGUUUUGAAUUAUUUAGUAUAUGCUUUACAUAUAUUUAAACUAUCUUUUGAUAAGGCCUGCUUGUAGAAAGAGGCUAGGCACUAAUUCGAUCUAGUGUCCCAGUAAACCUCAAAGGCUGAAUCAGUGCCCAUUUCUUUUUGUAUAAAUAUGUUUAUAUCACCGACUAACUUGUGUACUUUGUUGGUCUUAAUUUCAUAUAGCUGCACGGAAGAAUUAUGAUAUGUAUAGUUCUAUAAAUGGUAAGUGUUGCCAUUAGUAAUACUUGCAUUUUUCUCCAGUGAGUUAGUGUCUGUCGCAAGUGGACAUGGCUGUAGAAAAUUACAGUUGAUUUAUUAUUUAUCACAAGUACUUUUAUACUUUUUUAUGCAAGGCCAGGAAUAAAGUUCAUAUAAUUGUAGGUGCAAGUAAACUUGUCUUCUUGGAAAGCAGUGAAAUCUAAAUUUAUAUAGAUUUGCAUCAUUAAAGUCAUUUAGCUACCUUAUUGUGAUUACACAGGUUGUUUCUGGCCUUGCAUGGUACUUUUGUUUUAAUGUAUGUCUGCUUCCAUUUGUGAUUAUAAUCAUGCAUGUAAUGAUUAAAAAUGAUUAACUGCCCAUAGAACUUAAUUCUAAGUAACUUUCAGACGUUUAAGAAUUAAAGAAUACACAAUUAAUAUGUGUAAAAAAAAAUUAAAAGGGAAUAUUAUUGGUGGUGUUUGGGGAGGGAAAGAAAUUUUGAUUUUGAAUAUCAGACUUUCUACAACAAGAUUAUUAACCUGAAUAUUUUGUUACAAUAAUUCACUUGUAAAUCUUUUUUUUAAAUGUGUUUUCUUGGCAUCAUAAACUUUUAAUAAUGGAUUCUGCCAGUAUGGCCUUAAAGGCAUGAUUUGUUCACAUUUUUAUAAAGCAUAUUUGUAUAAAAGAAUACAUUUUCUGGGGGGAAAAUGUUUUUUUUUCACCUGCAGCAGAAAACUGAAGUUGUCCAUUAAAAUAUCGUUA
Messenger RNA from Mobula hypostoma (lesser devil ray), 4758 nucleotides. It is a transcript of the gene sp4, whose product is annotated as sp4 transcription factor. Gene Ontology annotation, biological process: regulation of transcription by RNA polymerase II. Gene Ontology annotation, molecular function: RNA polymerase II cis-regulatory region sequence-specific DNA binding; DNA-binding transcription factor activity, RNA polymerase II-specific. The transcript has 6 exons. NCBI's taxonomy places the organism in Eukaryota, Metazoa, Chordata, Chondrichthyes, Myliobatiformes, Myliobatidae. The record is from RefSeq and is a predicted model, not a curated record. Bases 146 to 2626 code for a protein of 826 amino acids.